Scylla paramamosain (green mud crab) is the source of this 5306-nucleotide messenger RNA. Its product is annotated as basic phospholipase A2 pseudexin A chain-like. Gene Ontology annotation, biological process: arachidonate secretion; phospholipid metabolic process; lipid catabolic process. The record is from RefSeq and is a predicted model, not a curated record. The coding region runs from base 659 to 1822 and encodes 387 amino acids. Lineage: Eukaryota; Metazoa; Arthropoda; Malacostraca; Decapoda; Portunidae. Gene Ontology annotation, molecular function: phospholipid binding; calcium ion binding. The transcript is spliced from 4 exons.
GGGCUGGUGGGGCGUGUAUGGCUUGACUUUGUCAUUGCAAUCUGUAAAUGAAGACGUCUGAUACGACUACUGUUAGCUGAUUCUUGAAGUAUUGCAGUGGUUUUGUUUACAAUUCUUAUGCUGGUAAAGAAGAUAUUGUUGUGUAACAAUAAGCUCAUUCAUAACAUUACUGAUCGUGAUGCUGUCUCUUCCGACCCCUUCUACUGCACGAGGGAGAUGCGAGGGCUGAGACUGUUCAAUGCCAAGCGGGGGGUCGGAGUCGUAACACCAAAGAGACAGCGGGAGAUGACGGACUGAGGUGGCUAGCUCAGUCGCAACUCGCGCUCCGUUGUAGAAGGUCGGUGGGCCGCCUCGCGCCUGGCACACGUGGCCCGCAGUGUGUUGGUUGAACUUCGGCCGCUCGGCGAGCAGAGCGACUCCCGCCGCCGACUUGCGCGCGCCACAACACAUGGGCUGCCGCUGCGUCCUCCACGAGGAAAAUAUCCAAUGAAUACUGAAACUACUGACUUUUCUCUAAAUACGUCGUAAAAAAAAAAAAAAAUACAGAUAAGUUGAAAAGAUCCUAAAUGCAACAUUGCACCUUUUUCUGUGCUGACACUUGCGACCGCCACAACAAAAACAUUAUAGGUAUUUAUAAGGGAGACCGGAACAAACUGUGAUGAGUCCUGUCACAUCGCCGCAGCGACGCCACUUCUCACACACCAUGAAGUGCCUCGCCAUCGUCGUCUUCGUCUGCCUGGCCUUCAUGUCCCCUGUAGCGUCAGAUCCCGAGACAGUGGAGGCAGACGACAUGCAGGGCACCACCACACACACCUCGGAGACUCACCAGCACCAGGAAGUGAACUCGACACGAAGGAAGCGCUCUGUGUUCCACCUGUACAACAUGGUCACCUGUGCCACCAGCUGCAACCCGCUGGUCUACAAGGGCUACGGGUGCUACUGCGGCUUCCUCGGCUCUGGGAUGGUGGUGGACGGCAUUGACAAGUGCUGCAAGGGCCACGACUGGUGUUACGAGCACUCCAGUUGCUUCGGCUUCGACCACUACCUCGCGCCCUACAGGUGGAAGUGCAACGGCGGGAACCCUUACUGCGUGGCGACGCGGGGACCUCUGGGCGGCGUGAACAGCUGCGGCCACCAACUGUGCGAGUGUGACCGGGAGUUCGUGGAGUGCCUGAAGCAACACCCGUGCCCCAAGACCAAGGCUAUUUGCAUGACGUCACCGUGGAGGUACUGGCAGAACCUCUUCAUGGGCUUGUCCACCGGGUCAGGGAUGCACCACGUCAGCCAGCACGCCUCACCAUACCCCUCACCAUCACCACCGUCACCAUCAUCAAAGGACACGUACUCAUCACCCUCACCAACACCAUCACCAUCAACAAAUGACACACACACUCCACCAACACCGUCACCGUCACCAAAAGACACAUACUCACUAUCAUCACCAUCACCAUCACCAUCACCAUCACCAGAAGACACAUACCCACCAUCAUCACCAUCACCAAAAGAUACAUACCACACGUCAGCCUUACCGUCACCACCAUCGCCACCACCAUCACAGGAGGAGGUAUACAUAACACCCUUACCAUCAUCAUCAUCAUCACCACCAUCACCACCAUCCUCACAAUCCCAGGAAAAGUCACCACCUCCACCCACACAACAAUCUCCAUACGACACUUCCCCACCAUCACCAUCAUUGUCACCACCAUCACCCUCACCAUCACCUCACGGCUUAUCACUGCACGGUAGCAAGGCCCAUCACUCUCAGCACAUCACUUUGGACAACACCCCGCACCACCACCAACACCCCAAUGAAGCGUUCUGAGCCUGUCCUAUACAACACACGUCCAAACAGCCUCGCAAGGGCCAUCAGGUCUACUGCUGUUUGUACUUCCCCCUUGUGACGCCCUUUGAAUACCCGGGUUCUCCCUCAGGCGUGGGCGAGGCCUUCCUCCUGGCGGCGAGUAUCUGUGAAGGACGCGGUGUGUCUGUCUAACCGGGACUGCAGUGAGAAGAGUGACUGACCCCCUCCACCUUCCCCUCCCAGCACCAGAACGCUUCAGAAUGUGUAGAUAUUAGAUAGUGUAGUAGAUGGCACCCUAGUUAGCCUACCUAGAUACUCCCUUCGUAGUAACAUGCCUCCCCUCUACUAUAGCCUUUGUAUAUAUUGUGGUGAAGGCUGUAGUGGUGCUUAAAAGAACACCUUCAGGUACCGCCACUCCGACCACCAGCCGCCUCCUGCAGUAGCUGAUCAGACGCAGGUCUCCUCCUCCCCUUCCUGGCCGUGCCAAGAAGCAGCCGCGGUGUGUGGGGUCAGGUACAGCAGUUGUAAGCUAUCAGUGUGUCAGUGUCUCAGUGUGGGUGUACAGUAUUGCUAGUAAGUAGUUGUAUGUACCACUUUAUGUAAAAAAAACACACAAAAAUAUUGCUCAUUUAUGUAGAGUAUUGAGAGUAAGUGUAGAGUAAGCAGAGAGGAAAGCAUUAUAGUUAUGCUUGUCAUGGAUCACUGAAAAGAGUGAGAGAUGCUCAGUGCGUCUGUUAGGUUAAGAAUUUGGCCAAGUUAAAUAAUUCUUUCGUGCUGCUUUAGAUGGAAACAUUUUAUUUACACACCAGAUACGAGUGCAGGUAUGUAAUACUACUGUAGUGCAUGAAAUAACAAAAACAAGAAAAAAAAACUAUGUAAAUAUAAAAAAAAAAUGAACAGGAGCAACUGCAAGACCAUGAAUUGAAGUCUUGUGGUCAUUGCUCAUCCUGCUUAAGAAAAAAAAAAAGUCUAAUCAACCUGUACAGUGAUGGCAGCGCUCCUUGUGUUGACAGCAGGCGGCGUGUGUAUAUCAUGUCAAUAAUGUGUCAUAUUAGUGAUGUGUUUCCUCUGCUGGUGGAGACACGUCGUGCACCUGUUGGCGGCGCCCUGCUGAGUAGCCUUAGUGAACACAGCGGCGGGGGCGUGACUCCUGCCGCACAGUGCCCUUGCUAACCCUCCUUGCCCUUGUCCCCAGGAAUAUUAUCUUCCUGGGUAAGAUGGGCCGCCACGCCUCUCUGGCCCUUCAGACCCUCCUGUAGGGCCCCUCGUCCCGCCCCGCCCUGCCCCUCCCUGUCAUGCCCUGUGCUACACAAAUGCUUGGGGCUUGCGUGGAUAAGGGGGAAGAACAGUGCUUAACAUCUGCCACACACAGCCACGCCUCAUCCUCAUCCACUACAUCACUGUCACCACCGCCGCUCAUCUGACCCUCGUGGUGCAGCAGGCGAGGGCUGGCUGGAUCGGGCGGAGGUCAGGUCACCACCACAGGAAGCUUGAUGCCCUCGCCCCAGCCGCCGCCACCCGCCAGUACAGUACAAAGUGUGGCUACUGACCGGUGCUGACUCAAAGGGAACCCUGUGACCUGGACUACAUAUCGGGUUGUACAAGUCACUGAAGUAAUGGUUAAGAUGUUAAGCCGCAUUCUGAAACGUCUCGGUGUCUAUUUAGGGUUCAUCUCGGCUGCUUUUAACAGUUACUAGUGGAAGGCAUAAGUGUUUUUAAGGGUGUUGACGUGAUUAAGGAUUGUUCAGCAAAUUAAUAGGGUUUCCAAGGGUUGUUUUCGUGAUUUUAGAGGCUAUUCAGUAAAUCUAUGGAGUUUUCAAGGGAGUUUUUGUGACUUUAUCGAUUGUUCAGCAAAUUAAUGGGGUUUUCAAGGGUACCUUCGUGACUAUUCAGUAAAUCAAUGUGGUAUUCAAGGAUGUUUUCGUGAUUUUAGAGACCAUUCAGUAAAUGGGAUUUUCAAGGGUGUUUUCGUGAUUCUAGUGAGUGUUCAACAAAGAUUCUGUACUCGGUGAAAAAAACCUACCAGUGAGAACAUGACUAAUGAACUCUGUAGCCUUUGAAAGUAGUCGUGAUGAAAGUUCGAAGCUUUACAAGAUACAACCCUUUGAAUGAAGGAAAACGGAACUCGACGAUAGUUUCUCUUCGUUAAGGUGUCCAGAUAUUUCUUACAGUGUUAGAAUGUUUUUAUAAUAGCUUCCGUUUUCCGGCUUUUGGAACUGAGAGGAAGUAUGGGCCGCGUGUCACGACUUGUUGGCUUCACUCUCAGUUCCGAUGCGUCAGGAUAGGGUCGUGACUCGACAUUCCGUCGUCUUACCUCUUACAUAUUACAACAGGCUCUAGUACAACGUUAUGGAGGUAUUCAAGGGUAUUUCCGUGAUUCUAGUGAUAGUUUAACAAGAGUUCUGUAUCCCCAUUAGGAAAAACACCAAUGAAAACCCAACGAAUAAUUUCUGCGUCCUUUGAAAACUCCUGACGAGAGAGCUAGGUGUUUAAGAAUAAGGGGCUUGGUGGGAGAGAGGAAGCCGCGAACUCACCCGCUCAUCCAACCAUUUAGUGAACUCAACCAAGUGCCAAGGAUGCAUUUAACGUGAGGAGAGGAGAGAGGAGAGCGUGCAGCAGUGAGAGAGGGACAGGGUCAACGUGGCAGUGGCGUAACCUUUAAGGCCAAACGGGGCGUGUAUGUAGGUAAGAGUAAUGUUAAGAGUGAAGGGAGCAAGGGUGUGCCACAGUGCCACAGCUGCGUGUAGUGAUGCUGGAGCGGUGCCAUGCCUCUACUCCGCCCGGCCCGCGUCCUCCACCCUAUUCUAAGGAUAUAAUUCUGUGCCGCACCUCUACUAUAUUCAAAAGUUUCUAGUUGAUUCCGUGUGACUUUUAGUUGAAGUGACACGGAAUUUUAAGAGUGUUUUUUAUGGUUCUAAUGGCAUAUUAGAAAAAUUUCUACAUUAUUAAUAGGAAAAAUACUCUUGAGAAGUCGGCUAAUAAGUUCUGUAGCCUUUGAAAACAGGUGUGGUGAGAAAAGAGCAAAGCGUUUCUUAUCCGGAGCUGUGUUGGUGGAGGCCGGGCGCUGAGCUGACGAGUAGAGCAGUGAUGUAUUCCUCCGCAGUGCUUGUCUUGUGCUGGCGAGCCUCUGAGCAAGGUGAGUGUGCCUGGUCGGACUCUCCAAGGGAUCACGGGCAUUAUAAGUUAUUACCCUGAGAGGCUACGUCGCCAUGCUGGGUCUGGGGUGUGGGGUUGUGGAAGGAGUAUACAGAGUGAACCAGUGUCGGAGCUUCGGAGCCUUGAGUGGAAGGUUUCUGGUAAGCGCUGGCGUGGACUUGCACCUCUCCGUUGUCUGUACAUAUCGCUGUAUCUUUGUACUAUAUGUAAUGAAACAUGAAUUGUACAACUUGUAUCCACUACCUUGUAAUUAUCAUGUACAUUACCGAGCCGUCUUUUGUAUAAAUCUCGACCUUACUCAUGAUACCUACAUCUCUCUGACUUAAGGAAAUAAAUACUUCCUUUUGUA